Molecule: messenger RNA, 183 nt
Organism: Prunus armeniaca (apricot)
Lineage: Eukaryota; Viridiplantae; Streptophyta; Magnoliopsida; Rosales; Rosaceae
Source: the annotation of a GenBank genome assembly
AUGACUGAGGGUCUUGCCGUUGGAGUCUCUAAGGCGAUAGGUUCCCGAUCGGAGGAUGCCGAUGAUCUCGUAAGGUCCUUCCCAGGAAGGUCCGAGGGUUCCUUCCGUGGGGUUCUUAGUUGCCACCGAGACUUUUUGCAUAACCCAGUCCCCGAUUCGGAAAGAGCGGGAUCUGACUCUUGA